AUGUCUAAGCUAGGAAAGAUAAUAGAAACUCAAGAACUAAGACUUAAAGAGUUUCAAAAUGACUAUGAACAAUUCUGUGAAAAAAUAGGAAAGGAUACCGCGGCGCGAUCUUCAAAAGGUUUCAUGAACACGUGGCUGGUAGAGGUUGAAAAUACUUUCAAGCUAGCAAAGAAGGACCACACGUCCAUUGUUAAUAACUCUGCUGACCCAGCAAAAGAAAAGUAUCUUGAAAGUGAAACCUUUACAAAAAUUAAACUGAUUUAUUUUGACUUUAAUGGCAAAUUACAAGAUUUACUCGAUGAAAUCUGCCCUGAACGUGAAAACACUUAUUUUGACACUUCUCGGUUAAACAAUACCACCAAAUCUUCCGUGUGUGAAAUAAAACUAAAACGAAUUGAAAUUAAACCAUUCUCUGGUGACUAUGAGGAUUGGUUUGCAUUUCAAAACAUGUUUGAGAGUAUGGUUCACCAUAACGUAGAUCUCUCAGAUAUACAGAAACUGCAAUACUUACUGUCUUCGCUAGCAAAAACACCUUUAGAACUAAUAAGUCAUCUCCCAAUCGAAGGCAAAUCAUAUAGCUCUGCCUGGGAAAUUUUAGUUGAUAGGUAUAAAAAUACGCGAAAACUUGUUAAUGCUCAAAUCAGAAGAUUAAUGGAGCAGCAAAAACACACACACGAAUCGGCGUCGGGUCUAAAGUCCUUGCAUGAUGUAACGACAUCAUGUAUUCAUGCACUUGCAAAUUUGAACAUUAAAGUUGAUGCUUGGGACUGCAUUUUAAUUUAUGUGGUGUACCAAAAACUCCCUCUUCAAACUCAAAAAGAAUGGGAAUUUCGUUUGGGGACAUCAAAGGUUCUUCCAGAUUGGAAAACUUUUGCAGCCUUCUUACAGGCACGAUUCAGUUCGUUAGAACAAAUUUAUGACGAUAAGGAAUUUAAACAUCCAGCUUCAAACACGUCGUCGUUCAGAAAACCAUCGGGGUCGUUUCAUACGAAUAAGCAAUUUUCUUGCCGCCUGUGCAAGGCCGACCACGGAAUACGAUUCUGUAGACAGUUUUCGAAUAUGGGUGUGAAAGCACGUAUUGAAGCCAUGAAGCGAAAUUCGAUUUGUUCAAACUGCUUAGGAUAUGACCACCAUUCAUCCACGUGCAGCAGCAGUAAUCGCUGCAUCAAAUGUGGAUUAAAGCACCACACUAUGUUACACAUAGAAACGCAACAAAAUAGAAACAAUACGAAUCUACCGAGUACAUCAUCUCAAAGACAAAAUAACAACUCAGCCCACCAUCAAAAUCAGUUUAGAAGACAAGGCAAUAAUUACGAAAACUAUAACGUUAAUUUAGUGCAAAAUCCUGAUCAUUUUUCUCUUCAAAGCAGCGAACAAGAGAAUUCAACAAAUCCACAAACUGCUCGUACCUUUUUUAACAAUAUACGUUCGAAGGGAUUGCUGGCAACAGCACGAGUUAAGGUUUUCGCUCCCAAUGGAACAGCUCAUGUUCUGAGAGCACUAAUCGACCCUGGCUCUGAAAUUAGCUUUGUAACAGAAAAUGUCACACAGCUCCUUAAACUAAAAAAAGAAAAAACAUUGGUCAACGUUACCGGGUUAGGUCAAACCUUGACAGGCACCUCCAAGUCCAAGGUUGACCUCACCAUAUACUCUAUGACAAAUCCAUUAUUUUCCCUUGAAAUUCAAGCCUUUGUUUUGUCCCAACUAACAACUUUGGUACCAACACAGGAAGUUGACUCAUCUGAUUGGAUCCAUCUCGAUAACUUGUCACUGGCCGAUCCUUGGUUUUCUAUCCCUGGGAAGAUCGAUCUCUUGCUUGGAGCAGAUGUCUACGCAUCUAUCAUUUUGGAAGGGCUUGUAAAGGAAAAAAUUGGGUCUCCGGUUGCACAACAAACCGAGUUAGGAUGGAUUUUAACUGGAUCGUUCAGAUCUGAAGGCCAACAAACUAAACAAACUGUUCAGAAUCACUUCAACGCCAUCAUGGCGGAAGUAAGGCGUUUUUGGGAGAUAGAAGAAAACCUUGAUUACCGUAAACUAACGUUGGAAGAAGAAAAAUGUCAACAACAUUACAACGAAACCUUUCAAAGGAAAGAAGAUGGAAGGUAUGAAGUACAACUUCCCUUUAAGAACAACAUCCGACCGAUCCUUGGCGACUCUAAAAGAGCAGCAAUGGCGCGAUUUUUUCAAUUGGAAAAGCGAAUGGCAAUGAACAAAAAACUGAAGGAUGAGUACUCCAGCUGCAUAAAUGAGUACCUGACGAUGGGACAUAUGAAGGAAGUGACAUCCGUAACUGCCAUAACUGAAGGUAAUCAUUAUUACCUACCCCAUCAUGCGGUGUUCAAGGAGUCCACGACAACAAAACUCCGAGUAGUCUUUGAUGCCUCUUGUCCCACUUCUACUGGCUUAUCUUUGAACGACCAUUUGAUGGUCGGUCCACGUCUUCAAAGGGAUAUAAUCGACUUAAUAGCCCAAUGGAGAAAAUUCAAAAUAGCCUUUGCAGCUGAUAUCAGCAAAAUGUACAGACAAAUAUGGAUGGCUCCAAAAGACACCAUAUAUCAACUCAUAUUAUGGAGAGAUAGUGACACUGAACCAAUAAAAACAUUUGCUCUCAACACUGUCACGUUUGGUACAGCCUCUGCUCCCUAUUUGGCAGUGCGUACUCUACAACAAAUCGCUUUGGAUGUUGAGAAUACUCAACCUCAUGUAGCAAAGGCUAUCAAUGAAGGUUUCUACGUUGAUGACUUUUUAUAUGGGUCCGAUAACGAAGCGGACGCAACCACGUUACAAAGAGACGUUCUGACAGUCUUAAACCAAGCUGGAUUUCCUUUGCGUAAGUGGGCAAGCAAUUCGUCAAACAUUUUGGUUCAGAUACCUAAAACUGAAAGAGAAGUUAAUCUACCGAUGGAUUUUGACUCUACUGAUUCUAUAAAAACACUCGGUAUCCAAUGGCAUCCAGCGAAAGAUGUCUUCACAUUCAAGAUUAAUCUUCCCAACACUGAUAAAUAUACAAAACGAUCUGUCCUGGCUGACAUCUCACGUCUUUUUGAUCCAUUAGGAUGGAUUGCGCCUUGCAUCAUUAAGGCAAAAUUAUUAAUGCAACAACUAUGGGUCGACGAGUUAUCUUGGGAUUCAACUUUACCCGAUGCACUUAAAAUAAGUUGGCUUGACCUAAGAAACAAUCUUAAGAAAUUAGAAGAGAUUCAAAUACCUCGCUGGAUUAACUUUGAAAAUUCAUCCUUGAUUCAACUACAUGGAUUUUGUGAUGCUUCGGAGAAAGCCUAUGCUGCAGUUAUAUACGCAAGAGUUGUUAAAGAUGGAGAAGAGGUUAUUCAUCUUAUAGCAUCGAAAACCAGAGUAGCUCCCAUUAAAAGUAUAUCACUGCCUAGAUUGGAACUGUGUGCAGCACUUCUGCUUGCAAAGCUCAUUCAUCGUAUUUCAAGAUCUAUGCAACUUGAAACUGUAGACAUCUCUGCUUGGUCUGACUCUAUGAUCACCUUAGCAUGGAUCAGAGGAAGCCCAUCAUUAAGAACGACAUUUGUCGCGAAUCGAGUAGCUGAAAUUCAGUCUCUCACUGAAACAACUAUAUGGCAUCACGUAAAUGGCAAGGAAAACCCCGCUGACAUUGUCUCAAGAGGACUAUCGCCUAAAGAUGUUAUUGAUAGUGAAAUGUGGUGGCAUGGGCCACCAUUUCUGAAAAAUUUUGUCAAAGAUGAGCGUAAGAACGUAAUACCUAUUGAAACUGACCUCGAAACAAAAAGAACUAAUUUAUGUUCUAUGACAAUACCAUUUUCUUAUCAAGAAAACGUUAAUAUCUCACCGUCAAACAUUGGUAAUGUAGUUUUCAGUUAUCUUUUAAACAUAAACCCAAUUAUAGACAAAUACUCAACUCUUAAACGUCUUGUACGAAGUGUUGCAAUAUGGCGCAGAUAUUUUUAUAAUCUACUACACAAAGACAGCAGAAAAUCACUUGUUACACAUCCUUUACAAUCAGAUGAAUUAAUUUCAACUCAAAAUCAAAUAAUUAGGUUUGUUCAAAAAGAAUGCUUCCCUGAAGAAAUAUCUAGUUUAGAAAACAAAAAAUCUAUACCAAAGAGUAGCCACAUUCGAAGUCUUAACCCUUUUAUCGCUAGUGAUGGUAUGUUACGAGUAGGUGGAAGGCUAACAAACUCAACACUAAGUUUCAAUCAGCAACACCCUGUAAUACUAAAAAACUCCCAUCCCUUUGUUAAGCUCUUGAUAUCGGACAUUCAUCAAAGUACACUGCAUGGCGGUCAACAAAUUAUGAUGGCCACAAUAAGAAAUUUAUAUUGGAUUACAAAUGUUAAAAGGACAAUUAAAUCCGUCAUUUAUCAUUGCGUUCGAUGUCAUCGAUACAACGCGAAGGUGCAAGAGCAGCUUAUGGGUAGCCUACCUGCAGAGAGAGUGAUUGCAUCCAGACCAUUUACAAAUACAGGAGUUGACUAUGCUGGACCAAUUGAAAUAAAGAUGUGGAAGGGUAAAUGCAAUAAAUUUUCAAAGGGCUAUAUAGCCGUCUUCGUCUGUAUGUCUACUAAGGCCAUUCAUAUAGAGCUGGUCAGCGACUUAAGCUCGGUUGCCUUUAUAGCAGCAUUUAGAAGGUUUGUUGCCCGACGAGGAAGUUGUGCAAAUAUGUUUAGCGACUGCGGAACAAACUUUAAGGGAGCAAACAACGAGAUGCGAAAAGAUAGCAAGUUCAUUUCAUCUGAGUGGUCUUCAGAAGUAAGUGAAGCUCUUGCUGCUCAAAACACGAAAUGGCAUUUCAAUCCUCCAUCAUCACCACAUUUUGGAGGACUCUGGGAGGCAGGAGUGAAGUCAAUUAAGUUUCACCUCAAACGAACUAUUGGCUGCUCUAAACUCACCUUUGAAGAACACACUACACUUCUGGCUCAAAUUGAAGCCUGCCUCAACUCCAGACCACUUUGCCCAAUGAGUUCAGAUCCAGACGACCUGUCAGUGCUCACACCUGGGCAUUUUCUUAUUGGAGCCCCACUCUGCACCCUUCCUGAGAGGAACCUUAUGGAACACAACAUCAAUGCUCUCAACAAAUGGAAAUACCUACAACGUCUCAAGCAGGAAUUUUGGAAGCAAUGGAGCUCAUCAUACUUGCAUCACCUGCAGCAACGUCCAAAAUGGCUCAACCCAAAAGAGAACCUCAAGGUUGGAGAUAUUGUUCUCGUGAAGGAAGAUAAUCUUCCACCAUCAGCAUGGUUACUUGCAAGAGUAAUCGAAUUACAUCCCGGCGCAGAUGGUUUUACACGCGUAGUGACAAUAAAAACAAAAAACUCUAUUUUAAAACGACCAAUAUCAAAACUAUCACGACUACCAAUAUGUGAUCCGUCAAACAGUAAUAAAUAA
Episyrphus balteatus (marmalade hoverfly) is the source of this 5373-nucleotide messenger RNA. RefSeq lists its product as uncharacterized. Gene Ontology annotation, biological process: DNA integration. Gene Ontology annotation, molecular function: nucleic acid binding. The coding region runs from base 1 to 5373 and encodes 1790 amino acids. The record is from RefSeq and is a predicted model, not a curated record. Lineage: Eukaryota; Metazoa; Arthropoda; Insecta; Diptera; Syrphidae. The transcript has a single exon.